AUGCAAAGCACGCUAACUUUACUUAGCCUAACCUUCUAUGCUGCCUUAAUCUAUAUAGUUCUUAGGCAACUUAUCUGCCUUCUUAAUGCUACAGGAGGUGGCGGUAUCCUAGCUUCAGCCAACACCGAGUCAUCGCAAAAGCUUAGGAACAACAUUAUCCUGCUAGGUCUUGGCAUACAAGUUAUCUUCUUCGGCUUCUUCGUUGUUGUAAGUAUAAUGUUCCACCUUCGCGUUACAGAGAAACCGACUGCGAUAUCGCAUUCGGCUACCGCACCAUGGCGAAAGCUUCUGUGGCUGCUAUACUGCGCUAGCUUACUUAUCAUGGUGCGGUCCGUCUACCGUAUGAUUGAGUAUGCAGAGGGCAACAAUGGUGCGUUGAUGCAAAAAGAGAUGUUCGUCUAUGUUUUAGACGCUCUUCUUAUGUUCCUGGUGCCGUGCAUGUUUGCGCUGCAGUAUCCAGGAAUCAUACUUAAGAAACUAUCAUUAGAGCAUAGUUACAUUAGCACAGGUUUAUCGAUGGAUAACUAUCCAACGAAUACCAAUGGUGGAAAACAAUAG
Messenger RNA from Boeremia exigua, 558 nucleotides. RefSeq names its product RTA1 like protein-domain-containing protein. The transcript is spliced from 3 exons. The record is from RefSeq and is a predicted model, not a curated record. The coding region runs from base 1 to 558 and encodes 185 amino acids. Lineage: Eukaryota; Fungi; Ascomycota; Dothideomycetes; Pleosporales; Didymellaceae. Gene Ontology annotation, cellular component: membrane.